Molecule: messenger RNA, 2398 nt
Organism: Bicyclus anynana (squinting bush brown)
Lineage: Eukaryota; Metazoa; Arthropoda; Insecta; Lepidoptera; Nymphalidae
Product: Bardet-Biedl syndrome 2 protein homolog
Exons: 11
Coding region: 46-2193 (715 amino acids)
Biological process (GO): non-motile cilium assembly
Cellular component (GO): ciliary basal body; BBSome; neuron projection
Molecular function (GO): protein binding
Source: RefSeq, a predicted model, not a curated record
UGUAAUUCGAAUCUUAAAACAAUUGCAAAAUUAAUAUCCCUUAAAAUGCAAGCGUCUACAGUCCAGCCAGUAUUCAAAUUAGAAUUGAAUCAUAAAGUAACACCGGGUAUUGUAACGAUUGCGAAAUAUGAUGGAAUUCAUUCAUGUCUCACUGCUUCUGCUGGAUAUGAUAAAAUUAUUAUCCAUCAUCCUCAUGGUGCCGUGAUAAGCGGUCGUGUUCAGCGAUCUCAAGCUCAUGGAGAAGUAUCUGAACUAAAUUUAAGCCAAGCAGUGAUAGCUCUUGCUGCCGGUGCUAUAAAGCCAGAUAUUGCAAGAGACAUGUUGUUAAUUGGAUCUCCUAACCAAAUAUUAGCUUACGAUGUUCACGACAAUUCAGAUAUAUUUUUCAAAGAAGCGUCUGAUGGUGUUAAUGUUAUUGUUGUUGGUCAUUUUGGAAAAUAUAACGAAAAACUGGUAAUUAUUGGAGGAAAUAGUUCAGUAAUGGCUUUAAACUGGCAGGGCGUUGAACAGUUUUGGAAUGUAGUUGGUGGGAAAGUAUGCUCAAUGAUAACAUUUGAUUUUGACAAAGAUGGAGAGAAUGAGCUCCUCAUCGGAUGUGAAGACUCUUACAUAAAAGUAUUAAAAAAUAACCAAUUUGUCAUGGAGCUCGCUGAGACUGGUCCUGUUAUCUGUUUAUCACAAAUAAGUGAUGUGAGAUUUGCGUAUGGUUUAGCAAACGGUACGAUUGGAAUCUACGAGGAAGGUAUUCGUCUCUGGAGGGUAAAAUCCAAACAAAAUUCUGUUUCACUUCAAUGGUCAAGUGAAAAUUUAGCUUCUUGUUGGGCUAACGGUCGAAUUGACUGGCGAGAUGGAACUGGGCGAGUGGUAAGACGCGUACAAAUGCGUUCAAACGCAGCUGCAAUGAUGCUUGCUGAUUACCGUUGUGUUGGUGCUCCAGAUCUUAUUUGUGUGUCUGAUAAGGGAGAAGUGCUCGGAUAUCCUCUAAUUCAAGAAAAUGUUAGCUUAAAUGCAACUUCAAAAAGGUUCCCAUCUGAAGAAGAUCGAUUAGCUAUUACAGAGUUAUUGAACAAAAAACAAGCUUUACUUGUAGAGUUACAACAUUAUGAAGCUAAUUCUUCAAGCACGGCUAACGACGAUAUUGAGAGGCCAUCAACAGCGAUGCCUACAAACACUAGAUUACAAGUAGCUAUAGCAGCUGAUUCCGAAGAAAAUUGUCUUCAACUAGUCAUUUCUACAAACAACGAUACACUUGUGCGCACAGCGAUGGUACUGGCAGAAGGUAUUUUUGAAUCUGGCGAAACACUGGCAAGGCAUCCACAUUCUAAUCAACUUAAAUCCAUUUUGUACAUACCAUUGAAACCACCACGAGAUGUUCCAGUUGACGUACAUAUUAAGGCUUUAGUUGGUUACCCAGAUAGUGAACAAUUUCAUAUCUUUGAAAUCACAAAACAAUUACCUCGAUUUUCCAUGUAUACAAUCAUUGUAUCUCCAUCAAUAAUGAAAACACCGAUUGAAAGUCAUGUUACUUUUCGUAUUACUGAAAGAGUUCAACGAAUUUGCAUUUGGCUCAACCAGAAUUUUCUGCUAGAUGAAGAAGUAGAACUAGAGAAUGAGGACACGAAGGAUUUGCAUAUAAGCUUUUUAUGUCUUAGAGAUAUGUGUCGCCUAGAAAUUGAAUACAGUGCAGAUGGCCAGGUCAAAAUGAGUACUUCAGAUAUUCGCCUCGCUGGUGAUUUAGUUCAAAGUUUAGCUAUUUAUCUCAAUUUAACUGACUUGCAGUCUACAGCUCGUUUCCCGGAAGCAGAGGAGAAAUUACGAGCGGAAAUGAGCAUAGUAUCCGAAGUCGGGGAGACGCGCUACAGACUCGCGGCAGAAACUGCGGAGAAGGCGCAACUGAUCACCGCGCUACUGCCGGCAGCACAGGAUGCUGCGGCAUAUGAUCUUAAAGAGAUGUUAAACCGAUACAAAGAAGUGAUUCUCCUAAACGAAGAGUUGCUAUUGAAUUGUCAUAUCCGACGGGCUACUCAAGAGCAGGCGGUGACUUCACUCAAAAACUUGCACACAAUUUUACAACAGGCGGCCAGGCUUAGAGUGGGAAAAUAUAGUAAAGCUGUUGUAACAGCUUGCCGAAAAGCAGUCAACGACAAUAACGUAGAAGCUCUAGUGAAAAUCUUACAAGUUGGCGAUACAUAAUAAAAAUAAAACACUAUAAUGACGUCAAAAAACUUUUUAAUAUUUAUAAUUAACUAUUGAAAAAAAAAUGAAACUAAAAGGUGGGAUAAUUCAUACAAAAAUAAACCAAAAAUUCAACUAAACUAUUGCUUAUUUCUGUUUUAUUUUAUAAAUAAAUAAUAAUAAUUACUCGUAAUCCUUAUCCUAGUUAUACUAUCUAGUCAAA